CUGUUCCAGGCGAUGAAGAUGAGCAAAGUGGGCAACCAGACCAAUUCGCAGGACCCACAGGCGGUGAACUCCCGGGUUUUCGUCGGGAAUCUAAACACGUUUCAGUGCAGCAAGACCGAUGUGGAGCGAAUGUUUCAGCGUUACGGCCGUCUGGCAGGAAUAUCUAUGCACAAAGGCUAUGCAUUCGUGCAAUUCACAAAUCCCUUUGAUGCCCGGAGCGCCUGCCUCGGCGAAGAUGGCCGCACCGUUCUUAGCCAGAUACUCGAUGUCAACAUGGUGGCCGAACCGAAACCUCAUCAAACCGGACGCAAACGGCAGAAUGUGACCAAAACUGGCAACGAUUGGGACUACUACUAUGACAGUUACUACGCGUCGACUGCUUUCCCACCCCGUUUGGCGCCGCCGUUGAAGAGACCACGUCUGAUGCCACCGGCUCGAUCGCAACACCCGAAGCAGCAGAAACAGCAACCGGCUGCGAACGUGGCCACCGUUCCGGAUUUGAAUCAGCUGAAAGUCUACAGCAAUCCGGACAUCCUGAUCUGUGGCAACUGCAGAGAGAUGUUUACAGACCUGGGCGAGUUGCUCGAGCACAAGCGAAAUUACUGCAAACUGCGGUUCACAUGUAAAUGUCACACUUUCAAUGGAACAGCCCCAAGAGACUCUACAACGGCUCUGCUCUGCGUUCUCUGCAAGGUAUCAUUCCCUUCAGCAUGGGAAUUGAUGGUUCACGCUCAGGCAGCUCACAUGAUCAACAUUUACGAGUUGGGAACUCGACCCCAGAGUCCCAGAUCCGCUCCCAGCCCUCCGCAAAGUCCAAGCCAGCAUCAGAAGGAAUCAUCGCCGUCACCGCAAGAUUUCCAAGAGACGAAGGCGUCGGAUUGCUGCGAGGAGCGCGCAGAAGAAGAGGAUCUGGAUGGGCACGAAUUGCUGCCAUCACCGGACAGCGGCAAGUCAACGGACAAUGAAGCGGCUCUGUCACCGAUUAAGAUACGAUCUGAUGUAAAUGGACUGGACCACGAGGAAUGCGACGAGCUGAUUCACGUUGAAAACACCACGCAAACUUGCAUCAUGCACACCCUCAGCAUUGACUCGUCCUUGGAGCUCAACUCUGACACGAACUCGAGGGGAAGUUCUGGCCCAGUCAUGGCGUUGACUAAUGGAUCCUUGUCCGCGAAGGAAUAAGUCGGAAAAAGUAUUAGUCAUUGCAACACACGGUUCACCCUGUUCAGGGAUUCCUGCACCAACGCCACCAAUGAGACAUAUCGAUCUCCUUUAAGGAUAACACUCCCCCCCCCCCUCUGUAUAUAGCUUAAAUGCCUAACAAAUAAUUCAGGGUCGUCUCAUGCCAGAUCUGGGACCUAUUUUGGCGAAUUUAGUAUCGAUGGAUUUCGAAUCGCCCCGAGGAUUCGACGAACGCGAAAGAUUUAAAGCGUUUCGCCUCCAUUUACGUCCAUCUCGUCGAUUAAUCCUCUCCUUUUUUUCCUCCUUCUUCUUCUUCUUCUUCUUCUUCUUCUUCUUCUUUUCUCACCUCCUUGUAGAAUCCCUCUUCCAUAGAAUCUAGUCCCCAAGACAAAUCGUUUUUCGCGAGCUCGCACUCGCGCGAACGAGAGCGUCGAUUUCUUCAUGUUCGUUUGCUCUAUUUUUCUUUUUCUUUAUCCUCAAAAAUCUCUCUUUCUCUCUCUCUCUCUCUCUCUCUCUCUAUUGUCGCAGACGUACGAGAGAAUUCUGACCGAUGGAAAUUACACUUGACGACUUCGAACACUCGGGAGAAUUUCUUCUAGUCGCGGUAUCUAGUCUCCUCUCGUCUGUGAUACGAUACUAACUUUCUCAUCGAUCUCCAUCGCAGGGACGAUGGCCGUACGCGGCACGUCGCCAUGAAACGUGCAACCGGAAGAUUUGUCCAGCUUGCUGUCCCACCUCCCCGCAGAGACGAGCGAAGAUUUUAUUUCAUUUUUUUUUUUUUUUUUUUUUUUUUAAGCAGACGCCACGUAGGAAUCCUGAGUAGGGUUCGCGUUGCGUUAAUGGAUUCUUUUUCUAGCGUCGUUGAGAAAUAGGUGAAAACCAGGCCGUCCGUUUGUGGUAGCGUUUUAUGAAAAUUACAUGUAGUCUUCCGGAGAUCCUCCCCUUCCCUGCCACCUGGCGUAGAUCGCACAGCAACGAGAGAGAGAGAGAGAGAGAGAGAGAAACGUCCGCUCCUCCCCUCUCGGAGAAUUAGUUAAUUAAUCGCGUUCCUUUUUAAUUCCCCGAAGGGGACCCUCCGUCUGGAUUUUACUCUUUAAAUUGCGCCGCGCUGAAUCCGAGAUUAACUCGAAUCGGUAUAAUAUGAUUGCUCCUGUGAAAAAAAAAAAAGAAAAACGUUUGAAAAUAUUCGUAUAUUCAUAGAGAGACGGUAGACGAGAAACAGAAGAACGAACUGUGUGUCGAAAGGGCAAGAUUUCGCGAGGGCGAAAGUCUACCCAAUGUACAAAACGGAAUCCAUUUGAUUUUCGAUUAGCUCGCGACCGGAGCUUUCCCUCCCUCACGGUAAAAUGAACAAUUCGAUUAUCGAGAUACACGUCACGUACACCUCGAAGAAAAACAGCUGUGCAAUCUCCGAUCUACAAGUACCAUUGUAAAUAAAUUGAUUCCCGUGAAUCUCCCGUAGCUCGGCCUCGUAAAAAUGAAGUCGAUUAGCUUUCUAAGCCGGGCAUGUUGAUCGUCGUCAACGCUUAAUUACCGGUUAGGACGAUUGUAAAUAUUCGUGUUUUAACCUCGAAUUGGCGUGAAGACGGGGCAGCCUACGUUACGUUUUCACCCUAGGAUUAAUUAGGGGGAAAGAACGAACGCCGAACACCGCGAAACGCUUUAAAUCACGCCGGGGGAAAUCGUUCUUGACUCCGCGGGCUGUUUUCACAUCGAGCACUGAUAAAAAAAAAAAAAAAAAAUCAGCCUGGAUCCGACGCUGACGUAGUCACGAUGUACACACCGAUACGAUUGAGACGUUUUCUUUUUUUUUUCUUUUUUUUUUUCGAUUCGGUUGGCAAAUAGAAAGCUGUGUAUUGACACUCGUCAACAUUGCGAACGAGGAGAGAGAAGAAAGGAGAGAAAGAGAGAAAAAAACAAGAAAUUCUCUAUUAUCAUUUCCCACACGGUAGAUAAGAUCUAUGGCUAUGCGAAAUUGAUUUUAUAGAGUCGACGGAAUGUGUGUGUGUGUGUGUGUGUGUGAGUGUGUGGGAGAGAGAGAGAGAGAGAGAGAGAGAGAGAACGAAAGAGCGCGAAAGAAAGAAAGAAAUACACACACGGGAGAGUAAAGCCUGGUUUAUUAAUCGCGAGGAGGAAGAAGAAAAAAAGAAAAAGAAAAAAAAAAGAAAAAGAAAAAGAUACGGUUAGCAUAUCAAACGUGUAUUUUUGAUGAGAACAGUAAGUUGCGUGUGAAUGCGGUUUCUUUUCCUCCAGCGAGAACGAACAGAGGCAAGCAUCGUCCAAUUUAGCGUAACCGUUUAGGAGAACGAAGAGCUGCUUAUGGUCGCUGGAAUGAAGAAACUCGCGCACCAUCGUGAAAAACCGCGGCGCACGAGAGACGAUGGCGUCGCGAACCAUUUGGAUUGAGUGCACGAACUCGGUCAUUUCUCGAUAUAUACAUACGUAUAUAUACAUACAUAUAUAUCGCGUUAUAUAUUCGCGAUUCUUUCAUUUCGUCCUUUUCGUGCUAUUAUUUGCAACUGAAAAUGCAACAGAAACGGUGUGGAAUGAAUCUCCACGAGCUGCGGUCGCUCGCGAUCGCUCGAUAUCGAUUUCUCGGUUACUUGCAGGUUCUUCCUUUUCGUCGUACGUACGUAAAUAGUUCACGCCAAAGAGAAAAGAUCAAACACCCGAUAAUUUCUAGCCUUGAAUCGUGCACCGUUCGUUCGCGCCGUCGACGAAACUGUGUUUCCACCUUGAAAUCGACAGAAAGGAUCGGCGAUCGGAGACUGAGGAACGGAGAUUGACGAACGAUGCACGCGCAACGAGAAUGGAGUUAACUUUAUAGGUGUCAUUAUCGUUGAACGUCGUAAAAUGCUAUCACACCCUAAAAUACCCAGCCAAACCCCGAACCUACCGAAAUAAUAAGCGUUCAAUGGUGGUUGCUUCCUCGAGAAACGCUUUGAGACUCGAUUCGCAACGAUCGAUGCUUUAAACGAAAGGGAGAGAAGGGCUAGGGCUGCGAAUAUCCGCCCGACAGAUGAUCGUGCAGAUUUCCAUUUCUCUCUCUCGUAUAUAUCUAUAUAUAUAUAUAAAGGAAAACUGUAAAACGAGCGUAUGGAUUUUCGUUUGACAUAACGCAUCUACCGAAACGAAGAUAGAGAUACGUGCACCUUGAAACAACAGUUCGAAAAGAAUUCUAAACAGCGUUGGCCAAGCAGAGUUGUCACAGCAAACGAGAACGCGAGAUAUCGAAACUCCGUUUCGAUAGAGAUUCAUCUCAACGGACUUGUUGCGGUUUCAAGGUCACCGAACGAGCGUCAAAAUUUAUACUUUAUCGAAACACGCGGGGUUGCACGCCUGUGCUGCAGUUUCGCCAAGCGUAUAUUUAUUAUUAUACGUAGCCGUCUGUGUAUUGUUUAUGCAAUUUAUUACGUGUACCUAUUGUAACAUAAUUAUUCUAAUAGCGGCGAGAAUGAAAUAUCCUGAUUCACGGUGCGUAAGUAUGACGAAUCACAGUUGGAUCGUUGUCACGCGCCGUGUCAAUAAACGAAACGGUAUUUAUUGAUGAUCGAUACGACGAUAGAGGCGACAUCGAUCAUGCGUAUUUCUAAUGUUUCUACGAGUUAUUAUCGUUAUUAUUGCUAUUGUUUAACCGUAUAUACACACGUUCGCAUAUUAUAUUUUGAACACGCACGAGCCACGAGCGACGAGGCCUGCUUUUCGAGCCUGGGGUCGUUCGUACGAGGCUUUCCACGCAAUUCUAUCGAUAAUUGAGCAAACAUAAUCAAGAAGAGAGUUGCGGAUAACUUCGGCAGCCCUAGAACGACGAUUGUAAUCAAAUCAGUGGUUUCUUCUUCGAGACCCUCGACGUAACGCGUACAGAUCUUUCCUCUGUGACUGUUCGAUCAUUGAAAUUUCUGAGAUGUCAAAAAGUGAAAAAAAAGAAGGAGUCGUUCGACGUGAGAAAAUCACGAAACAUUGGAACAACUUUUAAUCGUUCUCUUUACUUUGUACCCAUCUGACAAGAUGUCUUUGGUUCCUUAUCGUCUUUGCAAUCUCGGACAGAUGGAUCAACUUCGAAAACUAUUGCCUCGUUUACGUUGUUGAUAACUUCAGAAGAGAUUGACAGAUCGAAGAAUCUUUGUUUCGCGAUUUUCUCAUGUAGACGAGACCACGUGUUAAGUAUCAUCGAGGCCGACUAUAUAAAUCCUGGUAAAUGUCACGUUCCAGUGAUACGCGUAAGAGACCAAUAUCUCGUGAUUCAAACAUACAUUGUUCGUAUCAUACAGCGUGUCGCGAGUAUUUUGCAUUGGGAAUCACGGAAGGAAGCACUGAUCGUGACAAGAUGACAAGCUGGAUUCUUACUUGACGAGGAAACGCGUUAUCGUACCCUUAGCGAUGUGUAGAGUUAAGCUACCUUAAUCAUUUACUAAAGAGUGAUCUAUAUAGUUUAUCCGUAUUCACCGAGUAUAUCCGUAAAACGAAAAAAAAAAAAAUAACAAGAAAGAGAGAGAGAGAGAGAGAGAGAGAGAGAAAGGGGGAGAGAAUGAUAGAGAGAGAAUGAGAGAGUGAGAAAGUGAAAGAUUGAAAGAAUGAGUCAGAGAGAAGAAUCGUCAUCGGCUGAUGAGAAAUGGAAAAGAUUUGGACGAAAAUCAUAACGUCGAUCGAGGUGUUCUCAUAAAGGAACUCAAGAACCUCGGCCGCUUUUCUUCCUGCGUUCUUUCUUCGUAAGAGCAUAAAGAAAAAAGAAAACAAAACAAAAAAAAAAAAAAAUUGAGGGAUACAUUUAUCUAUGUUAAGUUACGACUAGAUCCUAGAAACGAGAGUUAUUUGUUCAUAGUCCUAUAAAAAAUUACACACACGUACGUGUAUAUGUACAUACUAUAUAUUCACAUGUGUGUGUGCGUGUAUACGCGUGAAACACGUACAUGUAUAUAACGCAUGUGCAUAUACAUAUAUAUAUAUAAAAACAAUGUUUUAUGAAUCAUUAUCAUCUGAAUAAAAAAAUACGUUAAGUCUUUUAA
Frieseomelitta varia is the source of this 6188-nucleotide messenger RNA. RefSeq lists its product as uncharacterized. Lineage: Eukaryota; Metazoa; Arthropoda; Insecta; Hymenoptera; Apidae. The transcript has 9 exons. Gene Ontology annotation, cellular component: nucleus. The record is from RefSeq and is a predicted model, not a curated record. Gene Ontology annotation, molecular function: RNA binding. Bases 13 to 1182 code for a protein of 389 amino acids.